This is a messenger RNA of Pseudocercospora fijiensis CIRAD86, 1056 nucleotides long. RefSeq lists its product as uncharacterized. The transcript has 6 exons. Lineage: Eukaryota; Fungi; Ascomycota; Dothideomycetes; Mycosphaerellales; Mycosphaerellaceae. The record is from RefSeq and is a predicted model, not a curated record. Bases 1 to 1056 code for a protein of 351 amino acids.
AUGGCUUCUUCAAAUACUGACACGCUGCUGCUGACAUUGACAGGGACACAACGACCAUCUUGGCCCGUAGCAUGCUCUCGGAUCGGCCCGCGAUUACCAGAAAUCUGCCCGGAGAUACCGCGACUCCCGAAUCCGCCAAGCCAGGUCAGAUACAAAACUUGCCAUCAACUCCCUCGCCCUCAAUGGAUCAGUAAACACGCCCGUCUGACGGAAUCUCGAUUCAUUUACACUGGAGUGACUGGCGUAUUGGACUUUUGGGUUUUCAUUGGAAAGCAUUUGACUGGUCACGGGAUCCCAUCUGGAUCGGCAAGACUUCUUGAAACCCAUCAUCACUCGAGAGUGUUGAUCAGUAUGACCACCAAAAUCUCAUCAAAAUCUCGGACCCUCACCGACCACAUUCAUCGUCUACCUCGAGAACUAUUCGACAUCAUCUACACGAAGACCAUCACAAGUCCCCCGUCAGCUUCACAUAUUCAGCCUGAAACGUAUUGUCCUCCCAGUCUACUUCAAACGGAUCGCCAAACCAGAGCAAAGUUCGCAGAAUCAUAUUUCAGCAAUACCUCUUUCAUCAUCUCUUCGGAGGAAAUGCUCACGCGCUGGCUAAUGUCCCUGGACCCGAAGCAUCGGGCCAUGGUCAAGGAUAUCAGAUGUGUGCUGUGGAAUGAGUCGAUUCCAGAGAAAGGCAGUAUCAGGGCUUACGAGCAUCGCAUUGAGGGUUUUAAUGCGAAGCUCAGGAUUGAGUGGAUGUUUGAGAAGGAAAUCGCGGGAGUGGUGAAUUGGUUGUAUGAAGAGGAUCUGAAGGCGUCAUUCUUGUUGAAAGCCGAGAAGUGGUAUUGCCAACAGAAGCGCAAGCGAGAGCUAGGCGUGGUCAUUCUCUCUCAGCCUAACACGCCGGUCUCGAACGGCUGGAGUCUGAGGCUGAAGACUGAGAUCUCUGCGAAAUCACGCCGGCGAUGUGAUCGGUCAAGGUCCAGCAUUACAUCCCUGCCAAACGACUGCCACUGCCUCUGCUUCCAGGACAAACGCGACCACCUCCCUCACCUUUCACAGGCCUGA